Molecule: messenger RNA, 1753 nt
Organism: Daldinia caldariorum
Lineage: Eukaryota; Fungi; Ascomycota; Sordariomycetes; Xylariales; Hypoxylaceae
Product: glycoside hydrolase family 7 protein
Exons: 3
Coding region: 160-1524 (454 amino acids)
Biological process (GO): carbohydrate metabolic process
Molecular function (GO): hydrolase activity, hydrolyzing O-glycosyl compounds
Source: RefSeq, a predicted model, not a curated record
GCCCAUGAAGAAGAAGAGGGGGGUCUGACAUGGUUUGGGGGGGAGGGGAAGGAUUUAUAUGCCUGUAAGUCGCCCCAAUUUCGACUUCGUCUCGGAUUUAGCGAAGUAGGUAGCUUCUACCGCACUACCUUCGACCAUUAAUUCCACGGGCGAUCGAUCAUGCACUUACACGCAGCGACCACGAUCACGGCCGCGUGGCUUCUCGUCAGCCAGACGGUGGUGGUGAUAGUGGUAAUGGCGCAGGGCAUCGGCAGCGCGGAGACGCACCCGCAGCUCACGACGGAGAAGUGCACUAAGCGGGGCGGCUGCGUCAAGCAAAACACGUCCGUCGUCCUGGACGCGAGCUUCCACGCCUUGCGGCAGGUCGACGGGACUGCUAGCUGCGGGGGCUACGGCGGCGGCGCGUUCAACAAAUCGCUGUGUCCGGACGCGUCGGCGUGCGCGAAGAACUGCGUGCUCGACGGCGCGGACUACGCGGGCAACGGGGUGCUCGCGGGCGGGAGCGUCCUGACGCUGAAUAUGUACGGGGAGAGCCGCGACGGCAGCGGCAAGCUGGCGACGCUGACGCCACGGGUGUACCUGCUGGACGCGGAGGGGGACGACUACGAGAUCCUGCGCCUGAAGAACCAGGAGAUCAGUUUUGACGUGGACGUCUCGAAGCUCGUCUGCGGCAUGAACGGCGCCAUGUACCUCGCCGAGAUGAACCGCACCGGGGCCCGCGGCGCGCUGAACCCGGCGGGCGCGAGGUACGGGACUGGGUACUGCGACGCGCAGUGCCCGAGGCUGCCGUUUAUCAACGGGGUGGCUAACAUGGACGCGGACGGGGCGUGCUGCAACGAGAUGGACAUCUGGGAAGCGAACUCGCUGGCGUCUGCGUUCACGGCGCACGCGUGCAGCGAGCCGGGGGUGUACGCGUGCAAGGGGGACGUGCUGUGCGGGACGCUGGGGGUGUGCGACAAGUCCGGGUGCGCGUACAACACGUGGCGGAUGGGUAACACGACGUACUACGGGCCGCGGUCGCCCCCGCCCGGGUCGACGUAUAAUCCCGACCGGACGCGGUUCACCGUCGACACCUCGCGCCCGUUCACGGUCACGACGCAGUUCCUCACGCAGGGGAACCCGGCGGAUAUUACGAAGGGCAUCUUGAACGAGGUCAGGAGGCUGUAUGUGCAGGACGGCGUGGUGAUUGAGAACGCGCCGGUGGUAGCGCGGAAUAUGCCACCGGGGGACUCGCUGCGCAUGUCCCACUGCCAGGCCGUGGCGGACAACUUCGAGAACAUGGGCGGGCUGACGAACACGGGGCAAGCGCUGGACCGGGGCAUGGUGCUCGCGUUCAGCAUCUGGAACGACGACAAGCAGUUCAUGAACUGGCUGGACGCGGGGAACGCCGGGCCGUGCACGUACGAAGAGGGCAGCCCGGAGAUCAUCCGCAGCAAGAGGCCGGAUACGAGCGUCACGUUUAUGAAUAUCAGAUGGGGAGAUCUGGGGAGUACUUAUACUUAUAAUAGUGGCACGGCGUCGUGAGGGUUAUCUGCUGUUGCUAUUAUUAUAGGAGACUAGGUACCUUAGGUACUUAGUUGAUAGGAUAUUACAAAUGAAGAAAUUAAAGAAUUAUUUGUUAUAGGUAAUUAUCGAACUUCUUAACAUCUCGAGGGAGUUGAAAAGGUCAAGUGAAUGAUGAGACUGCUCGGCACUAGAUGAGAUCAGAUAUAUUACCUAUUUACUUCAUACUUGCUGUACAGUCAUAUAAGCC